Molecule: messenger RNA, 7372 nt
Organism: Panonychus citri (citrus red mite)
Lineage: Eukaryota; Metazoa; Arthropoda; Arachnida; Trombidiformes; Tetranychidae
Product: serine-rich adhesin for platelets-like
Biological process (GO): regulation of DNA-templated transcription
Cellular component (GO): nucleus
Source: RefSeq, a predicted model, not a curated record
UCAGAAUGAAUAAAAUACUGGCAAUUGUCACAAGUAAAUCGCUGUGUUCAAAUUGUGUCUCUUCCCCUUUAAUUAACUGACCAUCACAAUUGUCCAGCUAAAUCUCUGUGAUUAAUAGUUAAUCUUCACUAAACCUACUGAUUGACUGUUUCUUUUGUUUUCUGUGACAAUUAACACCAAUGAAACGUUGAUUAAUUUGUUACAACUAUUAUAAUUUAAGUUAUUACAACUUUAAAUUGUUUACAUCGUUCUCAAGUUGAUUUAAUUUACUAAUUGUAUCUUAAUCCAUCUCUUACUCUCUCUCUCUCUCUCUCUCUACCUCUGUGUUGAGUGAAUUAAUUGUUGACAAGAUAAUUGAUUUUGUUCGCGAUUAUGAUUCUUGUGUUAAUUGUUUACUUGUUUCGUUGAUUUAAUUUAUUGAAUGGAUUAUGAUCAUUGUAUUACCGGAUUUAUUAUAUCAAUUAUAUUCAUAAAAACAUCAUUUUUAAUGAUCAACUCAUUUUAAUUAUUCUCAUCAUUAUCAUCAUCAUUACGUGACUUACAUCAUUAUCAUUAAUCAAGAUGAAAUGUUUACCAUGAUUGUAAUAAUCAAGAAAACAAUUGUUCAUCUUUAUCCAAUGGGAUUAUUAUAAUAAGAAACCUAAAUUGUUUUUACUUAAUCAUCAUCAUCAUAAUCAUAAUCAUCAGUGAGGAUCAUUAAAAACAUCAAAUUGUCUUCCAACAAUUAACAACGUGUUCCGUUGAUUAAUUAAUCAAUUAACAAUUACCAAUGACCAAGAACAGUAAGGCAAUCAAAUGUACCAAAAGCAAUUGCUGUUGUGAAUGUUUCUCUCCAGGCAAAGGAACCUCAUUCAGGGAAUGCUCAUCAUGUGAUCAUCCUUGGAUCUAUCAUGCUUUGGACAAACUUGGAUCAAUAAACAACACUGAAGAUGAGGCCAUUUUAACGGUCGAUAUAGCGAUUAACACGGCAUUUGACAUUACAUCGUUAGUCUUGUUUGGUACUACAGCACUUCCGGUACGAUUAAAGAUACUCUUGGAUAAAAUGUUCAGCAGUUUAUCACCUAAAGAUAUAAUCAGAAUCCUCACAUCAUUUGGCUGGUCCUAUGAAGAUUAUAAUCGAGCCUACAAACUUGAGGAUUCGGAUGGUAAACAUUUAUCUAAAUGGACAAUGGUCAGUCCCGAAGAAGAGAUUUUAGUUCUUCAACAAUUUCUUCGUUACAAUCAGACCAAAAGUUUUGCUCAUCAUUUUCUUCUUAACGAUCGAUUUCCUUGGAACGAUCUGAUGACCGUUGCAGCGGCCGCAACUGCUGCUGCCGCCGCCGCUUCAUCUGCACCUUCAAACACGACACCAUCUUUGACCUCAUCUUUAUCUUCAUCAUCUCUAACUAGUGCAACAACAACUUCGACAACAACAACCUCUUCCUCAGUGUCACCUUUAGAUCUUUUAUCCACCAGUGGAUUAAAUCUCGGCCCUGGAAACGGGAAAUCGAUCGACAGUGAAAUCCGUCGAUUUAUCGAGAAAACCUCUCGAUCCAGAUUAUCAACAAACACCUCGAGCAAUAACAAUAGUAUUAAUAGUAACAACAACAAUUUACUUCGAUCAUCACCAUCACCAAAUUAUCCCGUUGAUUGUAAAAGUCCAUCAGCUCUUCCACUUAGUUUAACUGCAAUGGGACGAUCGUCGAUUAUGUCACCAGAUGAUCGUCAUCAUCAACAAAAUCAUUCGACCUCAUCUCUAAAUAGAUCAUCAACUAAUUCAGAUCGAAGUGGACAUCAUCAUCGUCCGAAUGACCAUCAAAGUCCAUUGGUAUUAACGACGGGUAAUGCUCCAUCUCCAUUGAAUCGUUAUCAAUCAUCUUCGUCUUCAUCAACAACAACAACUUCAUCAGUUGUUGCGACCUCAUCUUCCUCCACAACCUCAUCAUCAAUGCAUCAGCAACCCUUUGACUUUAGGUGCAAUUCAUCACACAAUUCAAAUAGGAAUCAUCACCAACCCUCUUCAUCCUCAUCUCCUCCUGUAAAUAGUUCAAUGAAAAGUGAUCUUCCAGGUUCAUCAUCUCUCGGUGUCAAUAAUUUAUCUUCAUCUUCAUCAACCGGAAAUACUUUAUCAUGUAAAACUGAUGAAAUUGUUAAAAGUCUCCACAAUAGCCUCUCACUUGUUUCGCCGAAAGACAACAACAUGGCUUCGAGUUUAGGACUCGCUGGUUUAGCUGAUUCGUUUAAAUUAUCAACCUCAUCUUCGUCUAAUCAUCAUCACCAUAAUCACCAUCAUCAUCAUCAUCAUCAUCAUCGUUCUUCAUCUUCUCCUCAUGGCAAUCAUUCUCAUCAUCAUUCUCAUCAUCACCAUUCUUCUUCAAGAGGAUUAACGUCUUCAUCAUCAACUGGACUUCGAAGACCUCGAUCAACAGGUAACUCGGAGUCGAGUUUGACCGAUGGUGAAGGUCCAGGUUCUGAUGGUGAAACUGAUACAAAUACGAGUGAAAGUGUAAUCAAUUUAUCCGCUGGUUCUUAUGAUAUGUCUUUAUCUUCAUCGUCUUUAUCUAAAUCAUCAUCUCGUCAUCAUCGUAAAUCCAAUAAUCCGAUGCGAAUGAAACGAUUAAAUCCUGUUGUCCUCAGUCAAAUGACCACAAAUCCAUCGACGGGUAAAAAGCGAGUCCCAUGUAAUGUUUGCAGGAAAACCUUUUGUGAUAAAGGAGCACUUAAAAUUCAUUAUUCAGCCGUUCACUUGAAGGAAAUGCACCAAUGUACAGUUUCCGGUUGUACAAUGACCUUUUCAUCGAGACGAAGUCGCAAUCGACACUCAGCUAAUCCAAAUCCUAAGCUUCAUACACCAAAUUUAAGACGAAAAAUGAAUCCACAUGAUGGACGAUCAGCUCAACCAUAUCAAAUGAUGGCAGGAGGAUUAACACCAGAUUAUGGUUCACCUUCGGGUAGUGUGAUGACCUCCGGUGGAUUAUUGGGUGGAGUAAGUGGUGUUAAUCCAUCGGGAAGGAAUAUUUUAUCUUCUUCCGGCGGAAUUCUCGGAACAGGAAGUUCCUCUAAUCAUUCCGUGGCAUCUCUUGUCCCCUCUUCAUCCCAUUUACAGGGAAUUCAUCCCCAUGUCUCUUUAUCCAAUUCGAUUCACGGUUUUACUUCAGCUCUUUAUGAUUCGGAAAGGGGUAAUCCCGAAUCAAGUCAACUAACCUCAUCAUCGUCAAUUUACACCGGCGAUGGUAAAGAUGGACAUUCAAGGGACAUGUCACCCUCCUCAUCUCGAGACGGACAUUCACCUACAGAGAUGAUGAUGAUGAUGACCACCACAUCGACGACUCUUGCGAGCUCAUCAACAACACCAACCGCAACCACCUCUCUACCAACAUCGACAACUAAAGGAUUAUCAUCAUCGUCAUCGGCUUCAUCCUCUUCGACUAAAACAUUAACUCGUGAAGGUGAAAUGUCUUCCGCUCUCUCACUGACCAAUAAAAAGAUGAGAAGAGAAGAUGAAGAGAUGAUCUCUUGUGAUGAAAACAGUAAUGAACCAGAGGAAGGAAUUAAUCUUAGUGUUCGUCACGAUUCAACUCGAUUAAACAACGGUUCAAAUAGAGAUAAUAAUUCAAUCACAUCUCGUUUAACAGCUAAUAAUUUAUCCGCAUCCGGAUUCAAUAGUAACAAUGUAAUCAACAACAUCGAUACAUCAACUAACAAAAGGAAACGUAAAAGUUUGAAUCCAAUUAGAUGUGAACCAUCAUUAAUUGAAGGAGCUUCAGAUGAAGAUGAUGACGAUGAGGAUAAUGAAGAUAAUGAGUUAGGAGAUUCUUGUGAUGAUUCGUCCAGUGGAACUUAUAUUGGGAGAAUGGAUGAUAAUGAUAUUGUAGAUGAUGAGGAUUCCAAAUCUGAAGAUGAACCAGAAGAUGAUGGAGAUGAAGGUGAUGAUGAUGAUUCGUUAGACGGUUCGUUACCUUCAUCAGUUAGACGUCGAAAAUCAAAUCGAUCUAGAAAAUUAGUCAAUGAAGAAAGUAAAAGACGAAUUGAGAGACAACAGUCGCAACAACGACAAGAAUCUGAAUUAGAUCAGCAAGUUAAUGAUAAUGAUGAUGCGAUGGGCGAUGAUUUUGAAGAUGAGGAUGAAAUUCGUGAAGAUCAAGAUUCUUUUGGAACUAUGGAUUUAUCCAAGAAAAGUAACUAUCAAUCAGAAUUAAUUUCAUCUCGAUCACGAAAACCUCUUUCUGGGGCUGAUAAUAGCGGGAAGGAAUCAACUAGUGAUCUUAAUAGUGGACGCAACCGGUCAUCAUCUUCCGCCAAUUUAACUGUUGAUGGACACGAGAAGGAAAAUUGUGGCUUACCAAAGUUACCUUUUCUUGCGACUGGAUUACCCACUGGAUUAACUUUAGAUGCUAAUCUUUUCCGAGAUAAUGCCGAGAAUAAUCCACUUCGACAUCUUGAAAGUCUCUCGAUGGGCUCAUUUUCGGGCUUAACUGGAUCGAAUGCUUCGAUUAAUCAUUCUCUUCAUUCAAAUCUUUUCCCUGGUUCGCCUGCACUUUCAUUUCAUGCUCCUGGACUUGGAUUAGGUCGACCCGAAGUACCAAGUGAAGAGAGAAUUAGAACUAAGGAAAUAACUAAAGAAUCUGGUAAAUCGAAUAAAGAACGAAAUCGUUUAGAAGAAUCCGAACAAUCUUCUGGUCAUCAUAGAUCUUCCAAACAUUCAUCUUCCUCUUCUUCAUCCACGACUUCAUCUUUACACCAACCUCAUCACUCUUUAUCCAGCAACAUGAGCAACGGAGGCCACGGAUCAAUUCAAAACAUUUCUCUUCAUGAACCUAAACAUGAACGAUCAUCAAAUGAAUCAGAAAACAAUUCUAAUAAUCAUCAGCAAUCAUCUCAAUAUCAAAAUUCAACCGGAUCAUCAACGUCAUUAGCUAAUAAUCACUUUACAAGUCCAGUUCAUCCAUCGACUUUACCUGGAUUGACAACACCCAUUUAUCGUGAUGCAUCGUUAGUUGGACCAAUUGAGAUUCCCGUUGACAAAGAUAACCCUCGAAGGUGCGUUACCUGUGGGAAAACAUUUCAAAAUCACUUUGGCGUUAAAACGCACUAUCAAAAUGUUCACCUUAAAGUGAUGCACAAAUGUAACGUGGAGGGCUGUAAUGCCGCUUUCCCGUCGAAACGAUCUCGAGAUCGGCAUUCAGCUAACAUGAAUCUUCAUCGUAAAUUAUUAUCAACUCAUUCUGACAAAGGAAUUCCUUUCGGCCUUGACAAGGCCGCAGCCGUUGCGGCAGCGGCUGCAGCGGGCGGGGCUAAUGUUUUAUUCCCAUAUUCUGGUGCCAAUGUGAUGAGAGAUGAUCUUUUAUCGCGAUUUUAUGAUUCACCGUCGUUUAAUUUAACCGACCUUUACUCGAGUCGAAUUCCUCAAGAUCUUUUAGCUGCAAUGACAGCCCAGUUUUCGAUGCCAUUUCCUAAUUUCCCUCAUACUCCGUUCACGAUGCCAACUCGUCUUCCUGGCUCAGGAUCAGCCGAUAUGCAAGGUUCAAUGAGAGAUGAUUUGUCACCACAAUCAUCGAGCGGUGGAAGAUUAUCAAACAAUAACGAUACCAACAUCGGUUUGACGGUAACAACGGCAACCGGAUUGACCUCAACAACAACGAAAAGUACAACCUCAAGUCCAUCAUCACCACCGAAUCGUGAUUACUCAUCACCUUCAUCUUCCUCUCAUCUUCAUCCAUCAGACCAUUCAAAUCGUCGAUCAGUUUCACCAGUACCAACCAACCAUAGCUCUUCAAGAGGUAAUCAUCAACAUGAUCGCCAUUAUCGUCACAAUCAACAUGAAAGAAGGUCAAUUAGCCCUGGAGGGUCAAGUCCACAUAGUAAUCGAGCUUCACCAGAACCCAAUGGUCACCAUUAUCAAUCUCGUCAUUUGUCAAAUCAUCAUUAUCAUCAACACCAUCAUUCAUCAUCUCAUCAUGAACGAUCAACUGAAUCGGGCACUUUGGGCAAUAGCAACAAUAACAAUAUCGAUAAUAAUAAGAUUAUAAAUUGUAAUAAUAAUAAUGUUGAUAAAGCAAAUAACUUUGGCCUAUUGGCGCGAAUCGGUGUUUCCACCCUCUCUUUUGAAUUAGCAAUCCCAGCGGACGCUGAUGGUAAUUUAAUCUGUAUCUUUUGUAAAUCAUUGUCGUUCAGUGAGAGAUCACGAUUGAAGGAUCAUUAUGAUUCGAGCCAUUUCGAGGAGCUCACUCAAUUAUCUCGAGAACCUUUCAACAAAUUGUUAUCUCCAUCAUUAACUGUCUCAUCACCAACACCUCCACCUUCAUCCUCCUUUGGACUACCACCACCGCCGCCCUCAUCAUUGUCCCACCCGAAAUCAGGGCGAUCACCGUCAGUCUCCUCAUCGCCGGGACUGUCGCCUGGAGCGGGCUCAACGCCGACGAUUCCCUUUUCACUUUCACCUCCAAUUUCAUCACACACUAAACGAUCCUCAUCACAUUCACCACCUCCACUCUCACUCACCACCACAAGCAACUCGCACCAUUCCCGCCGGGAAUUAUCACCAAUAUCCUGUUCCAAGAGUCACCAGGAUGCUUGAGUCUUUUUAGUGCUUUGAAAAUCUGUAAUCAACCAACAAUCAACGUCCAAGUUAAAUGAUUGAUAAAAUAAACAAUAAACCAAAUUUAGCUAAACCAUUAAAAUCCAAGAGCCAAUUGAAUAAAAACAUUGACGUCAAACAACAAUUAAGCAAAAAGAAAACAAAUCAUGAGAAGAUGAUUAAUUAAUUAUGUUCAAGCUGCCAAUUAAAAAACAAAUAAUUCGAAUCUCAUCAACAAUUUAAUGAACAAAAUCAUAAUCAUCAACAUUCAUCAUUUCAUCAUCAAACCAAUUCAUCUUCAUCCUCUCACCAUAAUUCAUUAUUAUUAUUAUCAUUAUCGUCAUCGUCAUAAUUAACUAUUAACUAAUUACUACAAUGAUCAUUGUCUUUUCCUCUUCGUCUUCAAUUAACUUUCGCUUUUGCCAUGAAACGUUUUUUUUUGUUCGCAAUCGAACUAAUUUUCAACUUCGAUUGGAUUGAUUGACCUGAUCUUUGAAAUGGUUUUCCCUUUUUCCCUUGAUUAAUUAUCAUUGACCUCGAAAGUUUUGUUCAAUUAAAUUAAAUUGGAAACAAAAUAACAAUUAAAAAUGACCCGAAGUAACAAAUUGCACAAUUAGAUACUAUAAAUAUUAUUACUAAUUGAAAUAAGUUGAUUAUGUAUUAGUCGGUAAUAGUAAAUCAUUUACAACAAUUCUGAUUAACAAUCUGAUGAACAACAAAUUAAAAGCGUUGGUUAAACAUAAUCUGUUUUUUUUGAUUGUCAACAAUCAAAAAUUUGUAAAAUAUUAUAUAUUAAAUAUUUGCAUGUAAACUUAA